GCUAUACUCUCCGUCUCUGAGAUCUGAGCUCCCCUAUCAAAUAAUUAAAUGAACGUGCUAGUGUAUCCCAGCACACACCCAGCCGCUUCCUCUCUCGUUGAAACGCUUGCUUCAAUACUGACACCGCACUAUUUACCACAGCUGCUAACACCAUCUCAACUCUCCGUACAAGAAUAUCCAUGGCACACCUCUUGUGCCCUCCUCUUACUCCUCUCCCCUCCUACAGAUCAUGCGGCUGUCCGCAAAUACAUCGAGUCGGGAGGCAGGAUAUUAGCAUUUGGCGUUGGCGUCACAAAAGGCACUCUAUUUGGUCCGAGUCAUGACUUUGGAUCGCUAUCCGCGGGUCUUGGUCUGGGCAUGGUAAAGGACACGACUAUACUCAGAGUCGCUGAUGGAAACGCAUCCUUCUACAUCUCCUUCUCAACUGCUUCCGGAACAAAUGCGAAUGUACUGAUCAACGACACCGUGUUAUCUGUAUCCAGACUACCCAUGUGUCCUUUGGACCUCGAAGCACGCAUCCUCGGUCGUUAUGUUGAGGGGAAUGCGCCUGCUGGUAUCUUAUCUCAAAGCGGGCUUGCCGCGAUGUGGAAUUGCACCCCACCCCUUCCCGAUAUCCUGCUGUCACAAUCGCUAUCUGCACUUGGUCUGCACUUCUCUUCGCAGAGAGCUGAUUCCAGUCUUGAGCCUCACAUUCUACCUCAGUUUCUUCUUGCUCGUCCAGAUUCAGGGCAGGUACAGUAUCGCGUCGUAGAGGCACUGCUCGAUCAUUUAAAUUUUCGGUCAGCCGUCGGCGAUGAAUCACAACCCAAGUGGGAGCCUUUUGUGUUCGAAGAUACCAACGACAAUUUUCACUUUCACUUCCCAUCCAUCCAUCCCGAGGCCAGAAACACCGAUCACCCCAUACUCGAACUCGUUCCACCAAAUUUUUUCUCAAACCCGAAAGUCAAGCACGUACUCGUACCUUCAAGACCCCUAACUAUCGAGGAUGAACGAAUAUACACCCCACAAUUCUCACCCUCUGCCUUCUUCCGCGCCAUAGACGAGUUUCGCUCUGGAAUGAAAGAUACCAGCCAAGGCACUAACCAAGAUUCCUGGCGCAUCGGCGAAGCACUCAUGUACGGCGAAGUAGUCUCCAGCACACAAACAAUGUUUGACAAAAACCCAUCUUUCCUCCGUGUACUCCCCUCUCCCAUCGUCUCUCUCGCCACAGUACAAUUGGCAGGACGCGGCAGAGGUGGUAACGCGUGGCUCUCACCUGCAGGGUGCUUGCAGAUGUCGCUCAAGAUUCGAAUCGGGCUCAAAGGGUCUUCAUCAGUACCAGGCCCAACAAUCGUCCCCUCCAACCUCGUAUUCAUCCAAUACCUGUACGCACUAGCAAUCAUCGACGCAUGCCACGUCCUCGACCCCGGCUCCGAAUGGGCCCAUAAAGUCCGUCUGAAGUGGCCUAAUGAUAUUUAUGGCCUCUUCCCAUCUUCCCAACACAGCCCUGUAUCAAAUUCAAAGUCAACACCGGAACCACGGAAAAUCGGCGGGGUAUUGAUAAACACUAGUUUUGGCGGUGGCGUGGCAGAUGUAGUAAUCGGGAGCGGCCUCAACGUCUUAAACGCACCACCUAUCGCCUCACUCGCCCAACUCGUAUCUACACCUACCCCAGGGCUCUCUGUAGAACGUGUAGCAGCGGCAGUUCUCACCUCCUUUGAGCGCAUGUGGAAUUCUUUUUUGCAGAAUCAGGAACAGGGUUUUCAUCCGUUCAUGGAUGAAUACCUCCGAUCAUGGUUACAUUCGGACCAGCUCGUCACACUAACGAACCGGACCCCACACCAAAGUGUCCGCAUUGUCGGAAUUACUCCCGACCACGGGCUGUUACGUACUGUGCCGAUGGGCGGUGGAGAGUUCAUUGAUUUACAGCCUGAUGGGAAUAGCUUUGAUAUGAUGAAGGGGUUGAUAUCGACAAAGAAGAGGUAGGAAGGAACGUCAAAUAAUGAGCAUACAGAACUGCUCUAGAAUCGUCAAUCAAUUGUAUUCCAAUGUAGCAUGAAUAGGACAUCAUGUUACACUGGCAUACAAAUGUCGGCUAACUCAUUCACACACUUUGUAGUCAGAUCAAUCCCAGCAGCUCGCAUCGUCCUUGCACAAGAACCCAAGCAACAUGCUCGGAUUGGUCCACACUGAGCAGAAUAUCUAGCGCCUGGUCGCAGUCGAACGUCCGCAGCUCACAAGCGGAAAACUGUGUCACGUAGCUCUGUUACUGGGCGAAACUCGCUGGACCCUGGUGUUCUCAUGGGUCUAG
Molecule: messenger RNA, 2290 nt
Organism: Suillus plorans
Lineage: Eukaryota; Fungi; Basidiomycota; Agaricomycetes; Boletales; Suillaceae
Product: class II aaRS and biotin synthetase
Exons: 5
Coding region: 49-1965 (638 amino acids)
Biological process (GO): protein modification process
Cellular component (GO): cytoplasm
Molecular function (GO): biotin--[biotin carboxyl-carrier protein] ligase activity
Source: RefSeq, a predicted model, not a curated record